AUGGGCAGCAUGCAGAAGGUGUACAGCCGCCUCAACCUCCCCCUGCCGUACGACCCCAACAUCCGCGGGCGCAGAAUCUGCAACGUGUUCAGAAUGGCUAACUACCGUGUGCGCACGGUCGGCAUCUCGGAGAUUCGACGUUCUCGAGCAAAAUGCAGCUGCCGCCGUCAAGCGAGUAGGAGCCUAGCUUAUGAUGGUUGUGUUUAUAAGAUGUUAACAAUACAUUUCUCUUUGUCGUCGUAUUGUGCCUUAGCUGAUGUUGACUCUAUAAGGCGCGAUCAAUAUGUUUCUCUCCGAAGGUGA
Phytophthora sojae is the source of this 303-nucleotide messenger RNA. RefSeq lists its product as hypothetical. Bases 1 to 303 code for a protein of 100 amino acids. The record is from RefSeq and is a predicted model, not a curated record. The transcript has a single exon. NCBI's taxonomy places the organism in Eukaryota, Oomycota, Peronosporomycetes, Peronosporales, Peronosporaceae.